AUGAGCCUCAGCGAGGAGCGCGUGCAGAAGUUCCUGGACCAGAACCCUGGCUUCGUGGAGCGCUACUUCGAGAAGCCGCUGGCCCCUGAGCAUGCAGCCAAGGCCGCCGAGGGGGAGGCGCGGCGCCCGGCCGACUGCACCAGCUUCAGGGAGCUGUGCCAGGUGGAGGAGAGCGAGGCGCUGCUGGAGCUGGUGCGGGACAUGCAGGAGCAGGUCAACAUGGAGCGCGUGGUCUUCAAGACCCUGCGGCGGCUCUGCGGGGCGCUGCGCGCCGACCGCUGCAGCCUCUUCAUGUACCGCCAGCGCAAUGGGGUCGCCGAGCUGGCCACGCGCCUCUUCAGCGUGCAGCCCGACAGCGUCCUGGAAGACUGCCUCGUGCCCCCCGACUCCGAGAUGGUCUUUCCGCUGGACAUCGGCAUCGUCGGCCACGUGGCGCAGACCAAGAAGAUGGAGAAUGUCGGGGACGUGAGCCAGUGCCCCUACUUCAGCCCGUUUGCCGACGAGCUCACCGAAUACGUGACCAGGAACAUCCUGGCCACGCCCAUCAUGAAUGGCAAGGACGUGGUGGCUGUCAUCAUGGCCGUGAAUAAGCUGGACGGGCCCAGUUUCACCAGCGAAGACGAAGACGUUUUCUUAAAAUACCUGAACUUUGCCGCCUUAAACCUGAAGAUCUACCACCUGAGCUACCUCCACAACUGUGAGACGCGACGAGGCCAGGUGCUGCUGUGGUCGGCCAACAAGGUAUUUGAAGAGCUGACGGACAUCGAGCGGCAGUUCCACAAGGCCUUCUACACCGUGCGGGCCUACCUGAACUGCGACCGGUACUCUGUGGGACUCCUGGACAUGACCAAGGAGAAGGAAUUCUUCGACGUGUGGCCUGUGCUGAUGGGGGAGGCGCAGCCGUACUCCGGACCCCGCACGCCCGACGGCCGGGAAAUCGUUUUCUACAAAGUCAUCGACUACGUCCUCCAUGGGAAGGAGGACAUCAAGGUCAUCCCAUCUGUAGGCCUCCUUGAGAAGCUGGUCUGCUCCUGCACGUUCCUGACCAAGGCCAGCAUCGGAGGCCACGUGAUCCCGAUUCCAAAUGAAUACUUGAGACCCCCGUCGCUGUCGCUCGGCUAUGGCAAAUUCUCAGCCAGCCACAAGCUGUUCAACCACAUGCGGGCCCUUCUUGGAUCCCUGACCCAGUUCCUGGGCUGGUCCGUGUUGAACCCCGACACCUACGACAAGAUGAACAAGCUGGAGAACCGCAAGGACAUCGCCCAGGACAUGGUCCUGUACCACGUGAGGUGUGACAAGGACGAGAUCCAGGAGGUCCUGCCCACGAGACUGCGCCUGGGGAAGGAGCCGGCCAACUGCGAGGAGGAGGAGCUGGAGGGCAUCCUGAGGGAAGAGCUCCCAGGGCCCAGCAAGUUCGACAUCUACGAGUUCCACUUCUCGGACCUGGAGUGCACGGAGCUGGAGCUGGUCAAGUGCGGCAUCCAGAUGUACUACGAGCUGGGCGUGGUGCGCAAGUUCCAGAUCCCCCAGGAGGUCCUGGUGCGCUUUCUGUUCUCCGUCAGCAAAGGCUACCGGAGAAUCACCUACCACAACUGGCGCCACGGCUUCAACGUGGCCCAGACCAUGUUCACGCUGCUCAUGACCGGCAAACUGAGAAGCUACUACACGGACCUGGAGGCCUUUGCCAUGGUGACGGCCGGCCUGUGCCACGACAUUGACCACCGGGGCACCAACAACCUGUACCAGAUGAAGGUGCGGAGAGCAAAGACCCUGAACAUCUUCCAGAACCUCAACCAGCGGCAGCACCAGCACGUGAUCCACCUGAUGGACAUCGCCAUCAUUGCCACCGACCUGGCGCUCUACUUUAAGAAGAGGACCAUGUUCCAGAAGAUUGUCGAUGAGUCCAAGAACUAUGAGGACCGGAAGGCGUGGGUGGAGUACUUGUCCCUGGAAACCACGCGGAAGGAGAUCGUCAUGGCCAUGAUGAUGACCGCAUGUGACCUGUCUGCCAUCACCAAGCCCUGGGAGGUCCAGAGCAAGGUCGCCCUUCUGGUGGCAGCCGAGUUCUGGGAGCAGGGGGAUCUGGAAAGGACCGUGUUGGAGCAGCAGCCCAUUCCCAUGAUGGACAGGAACAAGGCCGCUGAGCUCCCCAAGCUGCAGGUGGGCUUCAUCGACUUUGUGUGCACCUUCGUGUACAAGGAGUUUUCCCGCUUCCACGAGGAGAUCCUGCCCAUGUUCGACAGGCUGCAGAACAACAGGAAGGAGUGGAAGGCCCUGGCCGACGAGUAUGAGGCCCAGGUGAAGGCCUUGGAAGAGAAGAAGGAGGAGGAGACAGUGGCGCCCAAGAAAGCGGGCUCCCAAGUCUGCAAUGGCGGCCCGGCCUCCAAGUCUUCCACCUGCUGCAUCCUGUGAGCCCUGUCACAAGGUCCCCACCACCGGCCUCCUCCGCCCAGCCUCGGACCACCCCAUACCACACCGGUGGUGGCCACCGGCCA
This is a messenger RNA of Echinops telfairi (small Madagascar hedgehog), 2495 nucleotides long. RefSeq names its product phosphodiesterase 6B (gene PDE6B). Gene Ontology annotation, biological process: retina development in camera-type eye; signal transduction. NCBI's taxonomy places the organism in Eukaryota, Metazoa, Chordata, Mammalia, Afrosoricida, Tenrecidae. Gene Ontology annotation, cellular component: photoreceptor outer segment membrane. Gene Ontology annotation, molecular function: 3',5'-cyclic-nucleotide phosphodiesterase activity; protein binding. Bases 1 to 2412 code for a protein of 803 amino acids. The record is from RefSeq and is a predicted model, not a curated record. The transcript has 21 exons.